Messenger RNA from Dioszegia hungarica, 1305 nucleotides. Its product is annotated as CRAL-TRIO domain-containing protein. Gene Ontology annotation, molecular function: phosphatidylinositol transfer activity. The record is from RefSeq and is a predicted model, not a curated record. The coding region runs from base 1 to 1305 and encodes 434 amino acids. Lineage: Eukaryota; Fungi; Basidiomycota; Tremellomycetes; Tremellales; Bulleribasidiaceae. The transcript is spliced from 9 exons.
AUGUCCUCCUUCUUCUCUUCCAAAAAGUCCUCGGCUGCUUCAUCAGCCACAUCAGGGGCACACGGGAAAGGCGGCCCUACGCGCGGGGACGAGUCUCGACCGGGAACGCAUGAGAUAUUCCUUACUCCUCUCGAGGGGAAUAAACCGACCAAGAAGUGGGCGUAUGAUGAGGGUCAGAUGAAGCAGUACACAACCUCCAUCAUCCUUCCCGAAUCGGACGCCUACUAUCCUUGGGAGCUACGCUUCCUCGCGGACCCCGGGACGCACCCGCGGUAUAUGCGCGCGGGGAAGUGGAAGUUGGACGAAGCGAAGCGGAGGAUCAAGGGGACGAUGGAGUGGAGAAGGGAGUUUCAGCCGGAAUUGAUUAGCCCGGAAGAUGUGGGCGUGGAGGCGGAGACGGGAAAGAUUAUUCUUUCCGGAUUCGACAAGGACGCUCGACCGAUCAUCUACAUGCGUCCCGGACGGGAGAACACUGAGACGAGCCCCCGACAGAUCAGGCAUCUUAUCUACAAUCUCGAACGAGCCAUUGACCUCGCUCCUCCGGGCCAAGAACAAGUCUGCAUCAUCGUCGAUUACAAAUCCGCUACUUCUUCAUCUACACCUUCGAUCGGAACUGGGCGGAAAGUGUUGGGUAUUCUGCAGAACCACUAUGUCGAGCGUCUUGGGAGGGGUAUUGUCACCAACAUGCCGUGGUGGAUGAACGCAUUCUUCACUGGUAUCACACCCCUUAUGGACCCCAUUACUCGCGAGAAGAUCCGCUUCAACCCCAACAUGCUCGAGCUCGUCGACCCAGAACAUCUCGAUACUGAGUUCGGCGGGACCUACAACCUCGAAUACGACUACGCCACGUACUGGCCAAAACUCACCAAAUUCUGCAACCUCGCCUCAGACGGAACUCGGGUCAACGACGAGGGCGAAGCCUGGAUCCCACCUCUCGGGAACGGUAUCAAAGCCGCCUCGGACGGACUCCUCCCGCACAAAGACGCGGUCACUACCGGACACACUACCCAAAAUCCCGAAGAAGCCGCCCUUCCGCACGGAGAGGAGAACCUUCCGUCCAAAUUGCGGUCGAGAGCUAACACGCUCAAGUCGGCACCCCAGACUCCGGGCCUGUCUGGCGGGUCGGCGAGUGGCGCCGGAGAGACGGGACUGGAGAGCGCGACGAGUAAGCUGGCGGUCGGAGAGGAGAUCCCGGAAGCUGCGACGAAGCCUGGGCCGCCGGCGGGGGAUCUGGUAUUCGAUCACCCGCCGAGCAAGAAGGAGAAGGAGAUUGCGAAGUCGAUUAUGGAUGGGGAGAAGAAGUAG